AUGGAGAACUCUUCUUACAACAGCCUGACUCUGCAGCUCGAGGGGUUAAAGGUCACUAAGACCAGCAAGUACCCCGUCUUUAUCUGUCUGCUUAUCAUCUAUGUGUUCAUAUUCGUUGCCAACGUGGGCAUCUUGUUGUUGAUAUGGACGGACAGGAGCCUGCACCAGCCCAUGUACCUGCUCUUCUGUAACCUGUCCAUCAAUGACAUCAUGGGGAACUCUCUGCUGGUUCCCCGGGUGCUGUCAGACAUCCUGCGUCCUCCCUCCGAGCGCCUCAUCAGCUACUACGAGUGUCUGAUGCAGGCGUUCACCACGCACAUGUUCGGCACCAACGCCCACACCGUGCUCAUGAUCAUGGCCUUUGACAGAUACGUGGCCAUCUGUAAUCCUCUGCGUUACGCCGCCAUCAUGACCAACAAGAUGGUGGUCAAGCUGACUGUGUCUGCCUGGGGCGUGGCCUUUGUUCUGGUGGCCGUCCUGCUCAGUCUGACUGUCCGACUGAACCGAUGCAGGACAGUGAUCACGAAUCCUUACUGUGACAACGCCUCGCUGUUCAAACUCUCCUGUGAGAGUUCUUUUAUUAAUAACAUCUACGGCCUCACGUUCACCGUGGUCCUGCUCUCUUCUUCUAUCGGCAGCAUAGUUCUCACCUACGCUAAGAUCACAGCGGCGUGUGUGACCAGUAAGAGCAAGUCUCUGAACAGUAAGGCCCUGAAGACCUGCAGCACACACCUGUGUCUGUACCUAAUCAUGCUGGUCAGCGGUAUGAUCCUCAUCACCCUCCAUCGUUUCCCCGACUUAUCUGAGUACAGGAAGAUUGCAGCGCUCCUCUUUAACGUGGUGCCCGGCAGCCUGAACCCCGUCAUCUACGGCCUGCAGUCCCAGGAAAUACACAAGUGUUUUUCAACCUUAUUCCAACGUAAAAUAGUCAAGCCGUCUUUUUAA
This is a messenger RNA of Limanda limanda (common dab), 945 nucleotides long. Its product is annotated as putative olfactory receptor 52L2. The transcript has a single exon. Gene Ontology annotation, molecular function: olfactory receptor activity; G protein-coupled receptor activity. The record is from RefSeq and is a predicted model, not a curated record. Lineage: Eukaryota; Metazoa; Chordata; Actinopteri; Pleuronectiformes; Pleuronectidae. Gene Ontology annotation, cellular component: membrane. Gene Ontology annotation, biological process: G protein-coupled receptor signaling pathway. The coding region runs from base 1 to 945 and encodes 314 amino acids.